CUACAUUCAAUUUUACUAUAAGUGCUAGAUUGGUAGCUUUGAUAUAACAGUUUAGUCAUAUAUAUUACUUUCGUGUUACUUUCUAAAAUUUUAUUUUAUUAUUAGACAACAUAUUAUAAAAUAGUUUAUGUAACACAAUUUUAUAACAAUUACAAAAAUUAAAAAUUCAUCAAUAUUGCUUACUAUCUAUAACUUGAAUUUAUUAUUAGACCACAAUUUAUAUAAAAAAUUAUGUCAUAACUAUCUAUAAUUAUUAAACUAAAUUAUUAGUUUCUUACCGACCGCGCAUAGCCAAAAAGAGCUAGUUUUUGUGUAUAAUUAAAGAUCAUGCAUCCUACCAGACGGUCGACUCCUCUACACCCUAUAUUAGAGGUGGCAAUUAGGAUCCAAAUCCAUGAAUCCAAUCCAUCCAUCCACCAAAUUAUCCACAUAAUCCAAUCCAUUUGAUCCAAAUUUUACUAUUAAGUUCUAGAUCGGUAGCUUUGAUAUAACAGUUUAGUCAUAUAUUACUUUCGUGUUACUUUCUAAAAUUUAUUUUAUUAUUAGACAACAUAUUAUGAAAUAGGGCUGGCAAUUCGGUUGUCAGUUAGCGGUUAGCCGCCGGUUAUAACCGAAAACUGCCAGAAACCAAUUAACCGAAAACCGACAAAAACCGACCUCGGUCGAUGUUCGGAUGCCCAUCAGAGGGCUCCGGCUAGCCGAAUAACCGGGAAUGAUUAACCGCGCCUAACCGGAUAACCGACCCUCACCGAAAAUCCCCUUCUCCCCAUCCCAAAAUCGCAGAAACCCUUCACCCCAAAUCAAAUAACCUAAUUCCAAUACCCUCCCCCAUCCUCCCCGCGAGACCGCCUGCUCCCCCGCCGACGCUGCCAUUAACGCGCGACCCUGCUCUCAACCAGCGACCCCGCCUGUUCCACCGUCGUCGUUUCCUCCCCGCGAGUCCGCAACACCGCUUGCUCCACCGUCGCCGCUUCCUCCCGGCAACAGCGCCACUUUACGGCGAGUGCGCCUGCCACAGCUCAAACUAUUGCAGUUGGUACCACCCAAUUCAACACUUCAAAUAAUGCAAUCACUAGAUUUCAAGCAACGGAAGAUGACCGAGUCUCAUCCUCCUCAUCCUCACAUGGCCGUCGUUUGUCCAUUCUAUUGCAGCCGCCGCCGACUAAACAAGUUGAAUUUUAAAAUUAUCCUCUUCCACAGGCGUCCAAGGAUAACACAGAAGGGCUUGAAGGACGGUCUUCCCCGCGAUAUUGCCUCCGCCUACGCCCAAAUCUCGUCCCUGAUUCAUGUCGCAUCUCCGCCUCCGCCUCUGUUGUCGACGUCGAACAGAGAGAAGCAGCUUCAGCGAAAUCCGGGUAGAUUGAUGGCGGUUGUGAGGUUGAAGGAAGGAAUUGAUGGGAUUUGAGGGUAGAGAAAUAGAGAUCGUGAAUGGAGAGGGAGGAAGAAUGAUUUUUUUGGGAGAGGAAAGGGAGCAUGAGAUGGGAACAGAGGAAGGAUCGAGAAUGAUUUUUUGUGGAGAGGAAGGACGGUUAAACCGACCCAGCACCGAAAACCGACCGGUCGGUGGUCGGAUAACCGUGACUCCCUUCACGAUCGGUGGUCAGCAUUCGUAGGUGGCGGCUCGGUUUAACCGAUAAUUGAGAAAUCGGUUUUCGGUUAAACCGAAACCGAUCGACUGCCACCCCUAUUAUGAAAUAGUUUAUGUAACACAAUUUUAUAACAAUUACAAAAAUUAAAAAUUCAUCAAUAUUACUUACUAUCUAUAACUUGAGUUUAUUAUUAUACCACAAUUUAUAUAAAAAACUAUGUCAUAACUAUCUAUAAUUAUUAAAACUAAAUUAUUAGUUUCUUACCGACCGCGCAUAGCCAAAAAGAGCUAGUUUUUGUGUAUAAUUAAAGAUCAUGCAUCCUACCAGACGGCCAGACACCUCUACACCCUGUAUUAGAGGUGGCAAUUAGGAUCCAAAUCCAUGAAUCCAAUCCAAUCCAUCAAAUUAUCCACAUAAUCCAAUCCAUUUAAAUCCAAUCUAUUUGAUCCAAAUCCAAUUGGAUUGGUGAAUUCAUGAAUCAAUCCAUGGAUCCAAAUGAAAAAUUACAAUCUGGUACCUAUAUUUUUUAUAUUUUACAUUUUGGUACCUAAAAUUUAUAUUCUUAUAUGAAAAUUUACAUUGGAAAAUUACAUUUUGGUACCUAAAAUUUUUCAUCAUGACAUUUUAGUACCUAAACUUUUCAAAAAUUACAUUUUGGUCCAAGCCUUGGAUGUCAUUUGGAUUCAUGAAUCAAUCCAUCAAUCCAUUUGAUCCAAUCUAUGAAUCCACCAAUCCAUUGGAUCAAAUCCAUUUGAU
Linum trigynum is the source of this 2345-nucleotide messenger RNA. Lineage: Eukaryota; Viridiplantae; Streptophyta; Magnoliopsida; Malpighiales; Linaceae. The record is from the annotation of a GenBank genome assembly.